Vanderwaltozyma polyspora DSM 70294 is the source of this 1380-nucleotide messenger RNA. It is a transcript of the gene ULA1, whose product is annotated as Ula1p. Gene Ontology annotation, biological process: protein neddylation. NCBI's taxonomy places the organism in Eukaryota, Fungi, Ascomycota, Saccharomycetes, Saccharomycetales, Saccharomycetaceae. The transcript has a single exon. Bases 1 to 1380 code for a protein of 459 amino acids. Gene Ontology annotation, molecular function: NEDD8 activating enzyme activity. The record is from RefSeq and is a predicted model, not a curated record.
AUGGAAAAAUACGAUAGACAAUUAAGAUUAUGGGGGGACAAUGGUCAAUCAUAUAUUGAAUCAGCAAAUAUUUGUAUAAUUGGCCCACAUAACCCUUUGCUACAAGAAACUUUAAAAAAUUUAAUAUUACCUGGAUUUAAAAAAUUCAAUUGGUUGAAUACAUCGGAUUCAUCAAAUAUACAAAGUAACAACAACAACGAUUUGUUUUUUAACGAUAUUAACGAUAUCUUAAAACUAAAUGAGGAUAAGGUUGAAUUAUCCAUAGAGCUUUGGAACAAUUCCAUUGACAAAUCAUUUUGGAAAAAUUUUCAAAUCUUAAUCAUCCUUUCUAUCAAUGAUAAAUCAAUUAUAAGUUAUUUUGAUAAUUUAUUAUCGUUACCAAAAAAUGAUAACGAUUCAUUAUACUUACCACCAAUUAUAUUAGCACAUAGCAUCGGCCUGUUUGGUUACGUUCAUUUGAAAUUUUUCAACCCGCAUUUUAUUCUUGAAACUCAUCCAGAUUAUCCAAGGUAUGAUUUAAUAUUGGAUAAACCUUGGCCGCAAUUGAAACAGUUUAUGGAUAAGUUGGAUUUAACAAAUUUAAAUGAUUCAUUAAUUUCACAACUGCCAUACGUAGUCUUUUUAUAUAAGGCAAUUGAAGCAAUUCCAAAUAAUGAAAUAAAAUCUACAACCAGCAUUAAAAAUUGGUUAGGAAAUAUCGAUCUGCCAAUAAAUAAUGGUAAUUUAAAUUUUAUCCAAGCAAAACGUUACUCAUACUUGGCCUUUUAUGACACAGAAUCAGAAGCAAGAAUUUUAAAAAUAUUAAAAGAUGCUGUAAAAUUUGAAUCAGAAUCAAAUCUGUGGCGCGAUAACUUUAACAAUAAUGUCAUUAAACUAGUAAAAUGCUUCAAGAUCUACUUAGAUGAGUUUAAGUUUAUUCCAAUAAACGGCGAGAUUCCAGACAUGGAGUCAAAAUCAGAAUAUUUUAUAGAGUUAGAAAAGGUAUACAGGGCAAAAUCAGAAAGUGACAAAGAGAAAUUUAAAGGUAUUACUAGACAAAACUGUCCCGAAAUUCCUGAUGACUUUAUUAAUCUAUUUUGGAAAAAUAUAAGAAAUAUUGCCUUCGUGAAGCCAUCAAAAAAACCCAUUCAUUACAUAUGGGAUACUUCAGAUCUCUUAUUUCGAGACCUGUUGGAAUUACAAUUUGGGACUGAAAAUAAUGUCCAAAUGGAUGAAAAAUUCCAACUGUCACUAGUGGUAAAUUCUUAUUCAACCUCUUCGAUUAUUGCAGGGAUUGCUGCACAGGAGGUACUGAAAGUUAUCACACAUCAGUAUGUUCCAGUCGAUGACGCUCUCGUUUAUAAUGGAUUAGAUGAUGAAAUCAAUACUUUUUCAAUAUGA